AUGAAAUCGGUGCUCUUGUGGAUAGUUUCUGCCAUCUUGCAAGCGUCGCUUGUUGUUUCAGCGCCAGUUGGUCCCACGGGCCCAUGUGCAGAUGCAAAAGUUGAUGCCAUCCUUCGAGGCGACAUGGAUCCAUCCGAGUGUUGCUCUUACGGCAACUGUAAAGGCGACGUUGUCGUCUCGGUUGGCGAAUAA
Molecule: messenger RNA, 192 nt
Organism: Trichoderma asperellum CBS 433.97
Lineage: Eukaryota; Fungi; Ascomycota; Sordariomycetes; Hypocreales; Hypocreaceae
Source: RefSeq, a predicted model, not a curated record